CAGCACGUGCUGUUAUCUGGGCUAUGUGCUAUAGUAUAGACUGCAGCCAACUUCAGAGAAAGAGCUCGCGCGAAAAACAUUUGUCCUCGGAUCUUAACCUCAAAAAGUGCGAAAAUACACAAACCCACCGCAGCGCGAUCAUAAUAAUAACAAAGCGACGCGGCCCGAGUUACUUCGGCGUUAUCGGUCGGCCGCGUACACGUCGCAAAGCCAUAAUCGCCUCUGGUGUGACGUUUUCCUGGUUUUUAUGGUCCUCCGAAAGACUGCGACUGUUUGCCACUCAAAAUGGGCGACAUCCGUGCCGGUAUCGAGGAACUCAAACUCGACGGUACACUUUUCGCUAAAGUCAAGUACUACGUCAGUGGCGAGGGCGAUCCUAAGAUCAUAAAUCUUUUGCAAGAGGGAGGAGCUGAACGAUCAAAUUAUUUCAGCGAUUAUGUUACUCACCUGAUUGCAGGCUUUGAUGCUUUGGAAAAUGACAUUUCCGAAGCAAAAGAUUUGUAUGAAAUUCCAGCAGUUACGCAGGAUUGGAUACUAUACUCCAUAAAAUGCAAAAAACUUCUUCCAACCCAAUUUUUCUCGCCAGAAGAAAAUCAGCUGUUUUCCAAUGUAAGAGCUUGCAUAUCUCAAGUUAGUCGAUCAGAUAGCAAAGCACUAUGGGCAAUGAUAACGCUGCAAGGAGGCAAAUGCCAGCUACGUUUAGAUAGAUUUUGCACACACUUGAUAGUUACUAAAACCAGUGGGACCAAGUAUGAAGCAGCUUCAAGACACCAAAUAAGCAUUGUAACACCUGAUUGGGUUACAGAAUGUUGUAAGAAAAAAAGUCUUGUACCAGAGUCAGAAUUUCAUCCUCGCCUUUUAGUUUAUCCAUCACCAAAUAGUUCAACGGCGUUGAUCACUGGAUUUAUGGAUGAAGAUGUAGAAAACAGUGCAGCGCAAGAAGAACAGGAUCGUACAAAAGCUAUGCUAGAGCAACUAAAACAGCGAAUGCCAUGGAACCAACCAAAACCACAACCUACAGCUACAACACAACCAAUGUCUCAAAGCCAAAGUGAAACCUCGACUUCAACAACUGCGUACCUUUCUAAUGUCAACCAAGGAGGUAUAGGCAAUUCAAACAUACCUGAUGAAAUGCAUCAAUCUCAGGUACAAAAUCAGCAGCAGCAUCAACAUCAGUUUCAACAGCAGCAUCAUCAGCAGCAACUACAACAAAUACAGCAUCAGCAGCAGCAACUACCACAACAGCAAAUGCAACAACUUUAUACUUGGACAUCAUCUUCUGCAAAUACGCCAACACAUAAUACUCCAAGUAUUCCUGUUUCGUCAGUACAAAAUAAUGUACAACAAAGUGGAUGGCAUUCUCCUGGAGCUCAAACAAACAAUAUGCUUCCUAUGAAAUCUCCAACACCGCAAGAAGUACCAACGUCACAGAUCAUGGGUUCUCCUACUUUACAUCAAUCACAACAAUUGAUCAAUCAACAAUCAGAAUCACAUGAAAUAUCUUCGCAAACACAAAUGAGUCAACAAUCAGCUAUAAGUCCACAAGCUAUGCUCUCACCACAGCAGCAGGUUAAUUCACAGCUUCUUCAACAUCAACUAUUAUCACAACAACAACAGUUAAACAAUCAACAGCAUUUAAAUGUCCAACCACAACAGUUAAAUGCUCAGCAGCAAAUGUCUUCCCAACAGCAAAUAGUACAGCAGCAGCAGCAGAUGUUAUCUCACAAUCAGCAACAAAUAAUGCCUCAACAACAAAUGAUGCCUCAACAACAGAUACAAAAUCAACAACAAAUGACAUCCAAAUCACAAAUUACACAACAGCAACAGACUGCACCUCAACAACAAAUGGUUCAACAUUUAGGACCACAACAACAGAUGUCAUCUCAACAGCAAAUGAUUCAACAGCAACAGAUUCCUCAACAACAAAUGCUUCCUCAACAGCAAAUGGCUCCCCAACAGCAACUAAACUCACAACAACAAAUGACGCCACAGCAGAUGGUCCCUCAACAGCAAAUGGUAGCCCAACAACAAAUGACAUCGCCACAACAUAUGGUGGUCCAACAGCAAAUGACAUCGCCACAACAAAUGGUUCCUCAACAACAAAUGACAUCACCACAACAGAUGGUUUCUCAACAACAAAUGACGCCAUCACAACAAAUUGUACCCCAGCAGCAAAUGAUUCCACAACAACAAAUAGGACCACAGCAGCAAAUGUCUUCACAAUUGAACCCUCAACAGCAGUUAAUAUUACAACAAAAGCAACAACAACUAAUAUCUCAAGUUCAUUUGAAUCAACAACAAUCUCAACAAAUGGGUCUACAGCAACAGCAAAGUCCUGUGCAAAAACAGCAGUUAACUCCUGAACAAUGCCAACAAAUGCUUCUACUCCAGCAACAACAAAAAAUUCAACAAAUAUCUCAACAGCUUCAGCAAUCGGCACCACAAAGUUCUCAACAAUUUGUUCUACGGGAAGGACAAGUACAACAGCAGUCAUCUACUCAAUUGAUAGGACCAAAUCAACAAGGAUUCAUGGUUCAAAGAGAUCCUCAAUGGCAACAGCAGCAAUAUCAGUUACAGUUACAACGUCAACAGCAGCAGCAGCAAAGACCAGGUGGUCAAUGGGCACAACAGCCUCCGCAACCACCAAGACAACUUAUACAACUAGACGCUCAAACACAUCAGCAAUUGCAACAAUUAGAUCCACAGCAAAGGGCACAAUUUAUACAAAAAAUUCAAAAGCAAAAGAACUUACUUUUUCAACGACAUAUACAACGUCAAGCUCAACAGCAAGGAUCGCAUAUUGCUGUUAUUCGAAGUCCUGGCAAACCUGGACAACCAGGUGGCAUUCAGUGGGUUUCACAACCACGACCACAAAUGAUGGGACCUCAGGUUGCUGGAGCCCCAGGUCAAAAACCAGCUCAGAUGCAUCCUAUUGUUCAACCACCAGCCCUUACUCCUAUAAAUUCAGGCAAUCCAGUACUAGUCCAAAGCGGCCAAGCUGGGCAAGUUCCUCAAGCUUCUCAAAGUCCUCAGUUCCAGCCAGGCCAGCCUCUGACUCAGCAGCAGUUGGCUCAGUUGCAUAUGCAGAAACAACAACAACAAAUAGCUCGGAUGCAACAACUGCAACAAAUGCAACAACAACAACAACAACAACAGCAACAGCAGAUCGUUCAACAAGAGCCUUCCUUGACAACUAUACCAGGAAAUGCACAAAUACCGACGGACCAGCAACUAGUUGUGAAUGCCAAAACGAAAACAGCUCUGGCUAAUAUGCUUACUAACAGGUUACAAGGUGGAACUGCAGAAGGUAGUGCAGCCAGUCAAUUAAGAUUGAUGACUGCUCAACACAGGCCACCACCACCGCCCUCUCAAGAUCCUCAACUUCUGGCUGCUUAUCAAAGGAGGACAUUAGGAAAUAUUACUAACGGUGCACCUCCAGGUGGACCGGUAAAAAUGCAAUGUGCUCCAACUGCUGUGCAACAACCAAAAGCACAAUUUUAUGGACACAAUCCCAAUUUAAAACUGCCUCUCGACUUGUUUUUAUUCGGAUGCAUUUUCGUAAUAGUCGAAUAUGAUACACAGAGUCCAGACGAAGUUUCGGUCUGGAAACAAGUAAUCGAAAGACAUGGAGGCGAGGUAGAAUCACAAUACUGUGCGAGAGCAACGCAUGUUCUAGCAAUCACACAAAAACAUCCAAACGUAGUGCAGGCCCUACGCGAAGGAAAACGUUGCGUGAGUGCUCAUUGGCUGUCUGAUAUCGUUAACAAACAACAAAAUCUUCCACCGUGGCAUGCACUUCAUUUUCCUACACCGUUCGGCUUGACUGAUUUACCUUGUAGCAAACAGAUUAUAUCCUUAUCAGGAUUUGAAGGAGAAGAGCGAAUCAAAGUUAAAUAUAUGUUAGAAACAGUAGGGGCUAAGUUUACGAAAUAUUUUUCUCGGCACAAUACGUUACUUGUAUGUAGAAGACCGGAUGGACCAAAGUAUAAAAGAGCACGGGAAUGGCAAACUGGAGUUGUGAACGCUCAAUGGUUAACAGAUUUACUCUGUGGUCAGAUGAGCGCAUUGCAUCAAUCAGAUGCACCAAAAUAUCAACAAUUUAGUUUAGGGAAUCCGUUUAGAUUAGAUUAUUCACUUGUGCCUCACUUAAUGGCUGCUUGGAAAAUGCCAAUAAACGUAACGCAAGAAUCCUACGAUAAAGUAAAACAAGUCGGUCAGGGACCAAAUGCAAUGAGGAAAUACAAAAAACCAAAAUUAGAUGGACCAAUGUUAAAUAAAGAUCCACAUUUGUUAGGCCUUGAUGAACCGAUAGAAAUAAGUAAUCCAAAUCCACCUACUCCAGAUAAACAACCUAGAAUAUUAUUUUCUGGUAUUAGUCCAAAGAAACAUGCAAAACGCAUCCGAGAAUUAGGUGGUGCUCUAGCUGCAAGCUGGAGAGAUGCUACGCAUCUAAUUAUGAAUGCGCCAGUAAGAACCGUGAAACUUAUUUGUUGUCUGUCUCGAUGUAAAUAUAUUGUGAGUGUGCAGUGGCUUCAUGACUGUUCAACAAAAAAUACAUUCGUCGAUGAAAGUUCUUAUACGCUAAGCGAUCCAGAGUUUGAAAAGAAUUUUAAUUGCAACAUCGAAAAAGUUUUAGCUAGUCCUAACAGGGAGAAUUUACUUAAGGGAAAAACUUUCUACGUAACGCCAAGCGUAGUACCUUCGCCGUCAGCUAUGGCUGAAAUCAUUGAAAGUGCCGGAGGUACAAUGGAAAAAACGAGAAGAUCACUUGCUCAAAUACAAGAAAUGAAUAGUAACGGAAAAUUAGAUUAUAUAAUAAUGACUGUAGAAAAUGAUUUGCACUUGAUUGAUGAUGUUGUCCGAGCAGAUAUCAAUGUAUUCACUGCAGAAAUUGUUCUAGGAGCAAUUGCAAAGCAAAGCUUCCAGCCCGGGACGCCUCAAUCUUAGAAUAAUAUAUCUAUAAAUAAAUUCUAAAUUUUAUAUUCAGUCAUUUUAUGAAAUCCAUAAUUGAAGGAAAUUGUGAAUAACAGAGUAAUUAAUUUCGAUAAA
Nasonia vitripennis (jewel wasp) is the source of this 5049-nucleotide messenger RNA. RefSeq names its product PAX-interacting protein 1 (gene Ptip). Lineage: Eukaryota; Metazoa; Arthropoda; Insecta; Hymenoptera; Pteromalidae. Bases 286 to 4947 code for a protein of 1553 amino acids. The record is from RefSeq and is a predicted model, not a curated record. The transcript is spliced from 10 exons. Gene Ontology annotation, cellular component: MLL3/4 complex.